AUGGAGCAGGUCUUCGUUGCGCCGCGGAGGGUCUUCACGCCGUGGGAGAGGCUCUGGGUGCGGCGCGGGGGGUCUUCAUGCCGCGGAGCACGAGCAGGUGAAAUGUUCGGGGUCCCGAUUCCUGUGAAUCAGCCGACCGUACCAGGCUCAUUAGCAUCUACACCUUCAAGUUCAGCUACACUGCCUAAUUCCCAGAGCCAAACCGUUGUUGUAGAAAACCCAAUGUCCGUUGACAAGAGUGGGAAAUUGUUUGUGGCAUCUCUGCCUUAUUCGUUAUGCAAAUUUUCGACGUACAUUAAGAAAUAUUAA
Striga asiatica is the source of this 309-nucleotide messenger RNA. The record is from the annotation of a GenBank genome assembly. NCBI's taxonomy places the organism in Eukaryota, Viridiplantae, Streptophyta, Magnoliopsida, Lamiales, Orobanchaceae.